Messenger RNA from Passer domesticus (house sparrow), 7408 nucleotides. It is a transcript of the gene MYO3A, whose product is annotated as myosin IIIA. Gene Ontology annotation, cellular component: stereocilium tip; photoreceptor inner segment; myosin complex. The record is from RefSeq and is a predicted model, not a curated record. Gene Ontology annotation, biological process: peptidyl-serine phosphorylation; sensory perception of sound; positive regulation of filopodium assembly. Bases 1169 to 6112 code for a protein of 1647 amino acids. Lineage: Eukaryota; Metazoa; Chordata; Aves; Passeriformes; Passeridae. The transcript is spliced from 36 exons. Gene Ontology annotation, molecular function: ATP binding; microfilament motor activity; protein serine/threonine kinase activity.
GUCAGUUCAUUAUUUCUGGUGACACAAAGUCCAAAUAUAAUUUGACAAUUCCCCCUACCAUUAUUAAUCUUCUUUCAUGAUUGUAAUGCCUCUGCAAAAAUAUUGUCUGUUGGACAAUUGCUACCAAAAUCUUUAGAUAUCAUUUGUUUUCAAAACAUCAGAGAUUUUAAAAUAAUGACAGUAAUUAAAUUUAGCGUUUUGUUUCCUUGUUCUUUUCAUAGCCUCUUUCUUUAACUAAAGAUUGGCUUUUAAAAAGGUUUGGGGUGUGUACUUGUAUCAUGUUUAAACUCUGAAGGAUUGCAAUCUAGUGGGUAGCCCCUAUGCAUGAGAAUAGAUUGGAUGCUUAAGCACUCACUGAUUCUUUAACCUGUUGCUUAAAAAUCCCCUCCUCCGAUGGAGUUACCUUAGAACUGUAAGCCUCAGCGUGCAGUGUGACUUUCACUGUUGUGGGGCAUGGCAGGGAAAGGAUGGAAACCAAGGUGGAACCUAGCACUGAAGUAGAUCCUUGCAUCUCUGCCCUCUGAGAACAUUCAGAGAGCAAAGAGCUGGAGCCUCCUGUGAGCAGGGCUGGCCAGUUGAGUCUGCAGCAAGUCAAAAUGUCAAGAUCAGCUGAAUAAUAAUCCACAGAUGAAAUGUCAGUGUGGACACCCAAUAUGCAUUUAUCAAUAGCAGGAGAUCAGGUACUGAUACCACACAGUACUGCUUCUCUACCGCGUGUAGAAGUUUUACAAAGGUCAAGGAGUCCACAGGCAUCAAAUGUCUCUCGAAGCUGUCUUGCUUUGUUGGGAAAGUUGUCACUGGAUAACACUCACUGAAGAAAAAAAGUGUUUUUAGAAACAGAAGAAGCAGUUACCCAGCCUUUCAGAGAGUAAACAUUAAAAAGCGGCCUCAAAACCAGAAAUGACUUUGCCUGAAUGUGGUGAAGCUCCCAAAGCAUGGAUAAAGACUAGGCAUAAGGUCAUGCCUUAGGAAGAGACUACAGUCAGUGUCCUGAGUCGAGUCUUUGUGAAUCCUGUGGGACAGAAGAAAGAAGCCAGUUUUGAAUCUGGAAUGAUUCUGAGACUAUACUUAUUACAGCUGUAUGUCUCUGAAUAUUGAUCUUUUACUUUGACCUCAACCUGGAGCAGUGUUAAGAGAGAUUUCAUUGGAUCAGGAGCCAUCAUUUGAGAUGCUUCCGUUGUCUGGGAAAACAAUAAUAUUUGAUAGCUUUCCAGAUCCUUCAGAUACCUGGGAAAUAAUUGAGACUAUCGGCAAAGGAACUUAUGGAAAAGUUUUCAAGGUGUUAAAUAAGAAAAAUGGCAGCAAAGCAGCAGUCAAAAUUUUGGAUCCUGUUCAUGAUAUUGAUGAAGAAAUUGAAGCUGAGUACAACAUUUUGAAAGCUCUCUCUGAUCAUCCCAAUGUAGUCAAAUUCUACGGCAUGUACUAUAAGAAAGAUGUGAAAAAUGGAGACCAGCUUUGGCUAGUUCUUGAGCUGUGCAAUGGUGGAUCUGUGACUGAUCUUGUGAAAGGAUUUCUGAAGAGAGGCGAAAGGAUGAAUGAACUUAUAAUUGCUUACAUUUUACGCGAAGCUCUGAUGGGACUUCAGCACUUGCAUGAAAACAAAACAAUCCACCGUGAUAUUAAGGGAAAUAAUAUCCUUUUGACCACUGAAGGAGGAGUCAAGCUUGUGGAUUUUGGUGUGUCUGCUCAGCUGACCAGCACUCGUCUCCGUCGGAACACCUCCGUGGGCACCCCGUUCUGGAUGGCUCCAGAGGUGAUUGCCUGUGAGCAGCAGCUAGAUAGCUCCUAUGAUGCUAGAUGUGAUGCAUGGUCUCUGGGUAUUACUGCAAUAGAGCUGGGAGAUGGAGAUCCACCUCUUGCUGAUUUGCAUCCCAUGAGGGCACUCUUCAAAAUACCAAGGAAUCCUCCUCCGACGCUACAGCAGCCUGAACUGUGGUCACCUGAAUUCAAUGACUUCAUUAACAAGUGCUUGACUAAAGAUUAUGAGAAGCGUCCAACAGUAUCUACUCUUUUGCAGCAUGAUUUUAUUAAGCAAAUUGAAGGAAAAGAAAACGUGCUACAAAGGCAACUCAUGGAAUUUAUUGAUGUUCAUCAACAAAUGGGAGUCACUGAAAAGGCAAGAUUUGAACGUAUUCACACAAAGAAAGGGAACUACAGUAAGUCACUAGUUUCAAACCAAGAAGAAGUAGAUGAUUUAGCAACCUUGGAGGUACUGGAUGAGAAUACAGUAACGGAACAGUUGCAGAAGGGUUAUGCCAAGGACCAGAUCUACACAUACGUUGGGGACAUUCUCAUCGCUGUCAAUCCAUUUCGGAACAUAGAUAUUUAUUCUUCACAGCAUUCCAAACUGUACAUUGGAGCCAAACGGACUGCCAACCCUCCUCACAUUUUUGCUGUUGCUGACAUAGGCUAUCAGUCCAUGGUGACAUACAACUCUGAUCAGUGUAUUGUUAUUUCUGGAGAAAGUGGAGCUGGCAAGACGCAAAGUGCCCAUCUGCUGGUUCAGCAGCUCACUGUCCUCGGCAAGGCUAAUAACAGGACUCUGCAGGAGAAGAUUCUCCAGGUGAACAACCUUGUAGAAGCAUUUGGGAAUGCAGGCACUAUCAUCAAUGAUAAUUCAAGCAGAUUUGGAAAAUAUUUGGAAAUGAAAUUCACUUGUGGUGGCACUGUAGUAGGAGCUCAGAUUUCAGAGUACCUCCUUGAAAAAUCCAGAGUUGUCCAUCAGGCAGUAGGAGAGAAAAAUUUCCAUAUUUUUUAUUAUAUUUAUGCUGGUCUCGCAGAAAAGAAAAAACUGGCACAUUAUAAACUGCCAGAAUAUAGACCUCCCAGAUAUCUGCAAAAUGAUCAUUUCAGAAUAGUGCAAGAUUUCAUGAACAAUAGCUUUUAUAAGUCUCAGUUUGAAUUAAUAGAACAGUGCUUCAAAGUCAUAGGUUUUACACUGGAGGAACUUGGAAGUGUGUACAGUGUCCUGGCUGCCAUUUUAAACGUGGGUAACAUUGAAUUUUCUGCAGUAGUAUCUGAACAUAUGAUUGACAAGAGCAACAUUUCCAAUCCAGUAGCCCUUGAGAACUGUGCAUCCCUGCUGUGUAUUCAGGCAGAUGAACUGCAAGAGGCCCUCACCUCUCACUGUGUAGUGACUCGAGGAGAAACAAUUAUUCGUCCCAACACUGUGGAAAAAGCCACUGAUGUCAGAGAUGCCAUGGCCAAAGCACUGUACGGGCGCCUCUUCAGCUGGAUAGUCAAUCGCAUCAACACUUUACUCAAACCUGACAAACAUUUAAGUGAAAAUGAUGAUGGCUUGAAUAUUGGAAUUCUUGAUAUCUUUGGCUUUGAGAAUUUCAAAAAAAAUUCUUUUGAACAACUCUGUAUCAAUAUUGCCAAUGAACAAAUUCAGUUCUACUUCAAUCAACAUGUCUUUGCCUGGGAACAGAAUGAAUACCUUUAUGAAGGUGUUGAUGCUAGAGUUAUAGAAUAUGAGGACAACAGGCCCCUCCUAGAUAUGUUCCUGCAGAAACCAAUGGGUUUAUUGUCUCUGCUGGAUGAGGAAAGUCGAUUCCCACAAGCAACAGAUCAGACACUUGUAGAAAAAUUUGAAGAUAAUUUGAAAUCAAAAUAUUUUUGGAGACCCAAAAGAGUAGAUCUAACCUUUGGAAUUUAUCAUUAUGCAGGAAAGGUUCUAUAUAAUGCAAGUGGAUUCCUAGCCAAAAAUAGAGAUACUCUGCCAGCUGAUAUUGUGCUGCUGCUGCGAUCAUCUGAAAACAACCUGACACGACAGCUGGUAACUCACCCUCUCACAAAAACAGGUAACCUGGCACACACCAAAAGCAAAACUACAAUCAGUUAUCAAAUGUGGACCUCCCAGAAAUCAAUCAGUCAUACAAAGAAUGAAGCAGGAGAUACUGGACAUCAUCCAAGAGAAACAACCAGCAUGAAAACACAGACAGUUGCUUCUUAUUUUAGAUAUUCUCUGAUGGAUUUGUUAUCCAAAAUGGUCGUUGGCCAGCCCCAUUUUGUCAGGUGCAUCAAACCAAACAACGACCGGCAGGCAAACAAGUUUGACAAAGAAAAAGUGUUGGUUCAGCUGCGUUACACGGGAAUUCUGGAGACAGCACGGAUUCGAAGACAGGGUUAUUCACAUCGUAUACUCUUCGCUAACUUCAUAAAACGGUAUUACCUCAUCUGUUACAAAACAAAUGAUGAUCCUCCAGUCAGCCCGGAGACCUGUGCUGCCAUCUUGGAAAAAGCCCACCUUGACAACUGGGUUCUUGGAAAAACUAAAGUAUUCCUCAAAUACUAUCAUGUGGAGCAGCUGAAUUUAAUGCGGAAGGAGACAGUUGACAUGAUUAUUUUGAUUCAAGCUUAUGUCAGAGGGUGGCUGGGUUCGAGGAGGUACAAAAAGAUAAAGGAACAAAGGGAACAAAGUGCUAUUAAAAUACAGUCAGCUUACAGGGGGUUUGUUGCUCGUAAAGAAUACAAAAAUGCAAAGCAUAAUAAGAAAGUGGAAGAAUAUAUGACCAAAUUUCAAGCAAUUGCCAGAGGAUACUUACUCAGGAAGAAGAGAAAAGAACUAACUGAAACAAGAAACAAAGCAGCAAUAACAAUUCAGUCUCACUACAGGGGAUAUAAGGAGAGGAAGGUCUUCAAAAGCAGGAGGGAAUCACUUAGAAUGCAAGAAAUUGAAAAUGCAGCAACCAUUAGCAAGAAGGAAAAUGAUGAAGAACUUCAAGAUCCUGAGGAAAGUCCAACUGAAGUGGAAGGUGCCCUCCCUAGAACAGAAGAAGAAGCAGCUGCCAUAGCAGAGGAUGAAUUAUCUGCUGUGGAAUUCCUGGAAGCACAACUGCAGCCAGCUCAAAAUGAUACACUGGAAGAAGUGGAGAGUGAGGAGAUUCAAGAUGAACCUGGUGCUGUCACUGACAGCAAGUGCUGCAGGUACAGUGACACAGGGAAUGGAGAGGAGCAACAGCAAACAUCUACUGAAGGAGAGGCAGCUUCUGUGAAGCAGAAUCUGGCAGUAGAAGAGGUUAGUGAAGGUGAAGAACAGGACUCUUUGGAAGAGUUACCCAGCAAAUCUUCUGUCAAAACCUCAGCUGAACCUAGACCCCAGCAAGAUAAUCAAGACACACUCAGUGCAGACUGGCAAAAUCAAGAAUCUGCUGUGGUCCAGCCCAGGACUGACAGGGAUGUGGAAAGAAACUACCUAAAGCAUGAAGCAGCAAUGCCUACAGGAGGUAAAGGAAUCACAAGAAAAGAGUCACUAAGAAGAAGCUCAUGGAAGCAAGCUGAGGCAGAAAAGCAAGGUUCUGAAGACAAAGAGAAGGCAGCAGUGGUAAUUCAGAGCAAUUACCGGGGUUACAGAAGGAGAGGACAACUCAGAAAAGAAGGGAAACUACCUUGCAAAAGUCAAGAGAAAACAAUAAAGGAGCCAACAGAAGCAAUACAUGUUCAAAAUAACAAUCCCCAAACAACGAAAGGUAGGGAAAGAACCAGUACAGAGGCUGAAGACUCUAAGACACUGAAGGGAGACUCAGAGAAAGAGGCCUGUGAUUUGGCAGCCUUUUCACGACAGAUAUCAAAAUUAUCUGAGGAUUACUUAGCAUUGCAGCAAAAACUGAAUGAAAUGAUAUUGUCCCAUCAGCUGAGACCUGUGAUGAUGCCCAAAGAUAAGCAAGCUAAUGGCCGGCUUUCUUCUCAUGUUUGUCAGUCAGUCAUGGCCAAAGUAGAAGACUCUCGCCCAAUGCAGAGACCCCCCAGACGGCCACGGAAGCCCAAGACAUUAAAUAAUCCAGAAGACUCCACCUACUACACUCUAAUACAUAAAUCAAUACAAGAUGAAAAACGGAAACCAAGAAAAGAAAGUCUGAGCAAAGUGCUAGAUUUAGAUAUCUACUACCAAGAAAUUUCAUCUACUGACUCGAGCUCCAAGGACAGCAGUACUACCACAAGAAGGAAGAGAUACCCAGUUGAGCGCAGGACUUCCAUUUUACGAGCUACUGAGAGGUCGAGGGUUGCAGAAAGACCCCUGGAAGAGAGCAAAGCUGAAGAUAAUCCCUAUGACUACAGACGACUGCUGCGGAAGACCUCACAGCGCCGGCGCCUUAUCCAGCAGUUCUAGCUGCUGCUGCUGUUCCUGCUGCCAUUUGGCUUUUAUUAGCAUAAUUUUUUUUUAUCAUUUUAUACCAUGUGUUUCCUUUUUUUUUUUAAUCUUCAAUGUUUCAAGUUUAUGUGUGUGUUCAUGUGAAUAUGAAUUACUGUGGUUUACAGCCCAACACCAUCGCAAAGGGACACUGUCAGUCACAUAUCCUGUUCUUCCCUAAUAAAAAAAUCAGCUUUCUUUCAUGUACCAUUGCUACAUCUUAAAAUUAUUAUAAUAGCUUAAGUCUAGUUUACUUUUAGCAGUGCAUAUUUAUUUUUUCCAUUUCAUCAGUCUCAUCCAAUCAAAAUAAUAAUUUACUUUACAGUUCCCUAGCUAAGCUUUCUAAUUUCCAUAUUCAGCUUCAGAAAACCUUAGUUAUUGUUUCUAACAAAUUGUUUUACAAGAAAAAAAAUAUUACAAGAACACCAUGGGGGAAUUUCGGCUUAUUUUAGUUUACAUUGCUUAAAUUUUAGGAUGACCUGUUUGUGUCAAGUGUCCCUCUAAUGAAAACAUAUACAAUUAAUGGGAUAGCAUACUAUGGCAAUUUAUUUCAUUAUUGACUUUACUGUAAAGCUAGUAGCCAGUUUUAAAGGUCAAUAUUGUGUGUAUAAUCUUUAUGUUGGAGAUGUCCAUUUUGGGAACUAUAUCCAGCCCUCUCCUCUGCCUCUGAGCUUUGUGACUAAGUGAUGAACUUCUAAAUCAUGUUUGCUUUGUUCUCAUUUGCAUUAGAUUUUUAGGAAUUUUAAUCUCUGGGGUACCAAGAAAGGAAUAGAAAUACACGCUCUGGUUGAUUGCUGCUGAAAUGUAAUGAUCAUUCUUAAUCAGUUCCACUAGAAAUUAAAUGAAAAUAAAAGCAAUAGCCCCAGUGUUCAAAUUUCCCCCUGAUUCCGUAUUCAAAAGACCUUAUUUCACAGAAACCACACAGAUAAUUGCAGCACUUCCUUUCAGGAUUCAUAAUUGCAUGUUCCCAGCUGCAAAGCAAGAGAAGGCAAAUUUCAUGAUGCCAGCAUAAAGGCCUGAUCCUACUCGGUUCCUCAGCCCUCCUAAAUGUGACAAUUGGUGGCAGCAGUCAGCCACAGGGGCUGGGUUUUGGCCUUUUCCCCAGAGACAGAUAACCAUUGCUUCCUGAUCUGUAACUAGUUACAAGGCUGUGCACCGGAUUAAAACGUACAGCAAUGUAAAAUUUGCUAUAAAUUGUUAAAAUUUUGAAAUCUGGUCUAAAGUUGCUUUGUCAUGUAUUAAUGAAACGGUAAAUAAAAAUGUACAAAGCAGUGA